UCGAUGACAGAUCCAUCGCCCCCAAAGUUACAAGCUUGCAAGUCUAAUAUCCAGUGUCUGGCGUAACAAUGGUCGACUUCAAAUAUGCCGAGCCGAAAGGACAGUAUGGCUGCUAUACGCUCUCGCUUGUAGCAUUGCUCCGCUUGCGGUCGCUUGUUCAAUCCUGCGUUUUGAAAAGUGCUGAGGCACGCCUGCCUCUUCCUGGAGGAUGCAGAGAGUUCAAUUUCGGGCUAGAGCCUUGCAAUACCGCUUGUUUUGAUGCAUAA
This is a messenger RNA of Periconia digitata, 266 nucleotides long. Lineage: Eukaryota; Fungi; Ascomycota; Dothideomycetes; Pleosporales; Periconiaceae. The record is from the annotation of a GenBank genome assembly.